Molecule: messenger RNA, 1439 nt
Organism: Daucus carota subsp. sativus
Lineage: Eukaryota; Viridiplantae; Streptophyta; Magnoliopsida; Apiales; Apiaceae
Product: KH domain-containing protein At5g56140
Exons: 7
Coding region: 113-973 (286 amino acids)
Biological process (GO): regulation of mRNA splicing, via spliceosome
Cellular component (GO): nucleus
Molecular function (GO): mRNA binding
Source: RefSeq, a predicted model, not a curated record
CCCAUAAAUACACACACACAGCACUACAACAGUAUCAGCUAUCAACACUUAUCUACCCUCUCCACCGACGGUGCUGAUUAUCGGCGAUCUGACGCCGAUAUCGCCGGAAAAUAUGUCGUCCGGCAGGUACAUGGCGUACUCACCAUCGGCUCCUCACUCGCCGCACAUCGGUGCUCUUCGCUCCGCCGCUUCUGCUAUCGUCGAGCAGGAAAAGUAUCUGUCCGAGCUAAUUCACGAACGUCAGAAACUUAGUCCAUUUAUGCCAGUUCUACCAAAUUGCUAUCGUCUGCUGAACCAGGAAAUAUUGCGUGUAACCACACUGUUGGGGAAUGCUUCAGUUUUAGAACAAAGUGGGAUUGAACUUGCCAGCCCCCUGGCUUCAGGAGGAAUGUAUUCGAAUGGAGGAGCCAAUGUGAACAGAUGGACAUCACCAUUUCCAUCAGAAAUAUCAGGUCUACAACCGUCACCUUCACAGAGCUGGCUUGGUUCUCAAGGUAGUUCAUCUGGUCUUAUAGUGAAGAGAACGAUCAGGGUAGAUAUUCCUGUGGACCACUAUCCUAAUUUCAACUUUGUUGGGCGCCUCCUUGGGCCGAGAGGGAACUCUCUUAAGCGCGUGGAAGCAAGUACGGACUGCCGUGUUUUGAUCAGGGGACGUGGCAGCAUCAAGGAUCCAGUCAAGGAGGAGAUGAUGAGAGGGAAACCUGGGUACGAGCACCUGAAUGAACCUCUCCACAUACUAGUUGAGGCAGAAUUACCAGUUGAAAUAAUUGAUGCUCGUCUUAUGCAAGCACGUGAGAUCCUUGAAGAUCUGCUCAAGCCUGUGGAUGAAUCACAGGAUUUCUAUAAGAAACAGCAGCUACGGGAGCUGGCACUGAUCAAUGGUACACUUCGUGAUGAAGGUUCUCAAAUGUCUGGUUCUGUAUCUCCCUUCAAUAGCAGCCUAGGGAUGAAGAGGGCAAAGACUAGGGGGUGAUGACUAAUCUUUAUUAUUGGGCUUUUGGAGCUUGUAUUGUCUCUGCCAUUAUCAGCAGUCUCCAUGCUAAAGGAGUUGCUGUGCUGUAUAGGCCAGUUCCUCCAACUGCCAUCGGGGCACUGGUACCUUCAUGUGUCAGUUCUAACUCGUUUCUAUAUGAUAUGAAGUGUGUUUAUCAUCUAUUUUGGGGAGGUUUACAUUAUACAUAUUAAAGGACCAGAGUCUGAGAGAUUUCUUGAAUAUCACUAGCAGUUUGGUUGUGUAAUGGUUUUCUUGAAGGCUGCUAUGUAUUAUUGGAUUUAUUCUAUACUUUUGAUGGGAGUUUUGAUAGGGUGGGAGCUCGUGAGCAUAAGGUAUUUGAUUUAUACAACGUGUGAUGAACAGUAAUCUACCCUGUAACAUGUCAUUUGGGUCGGAUUGUUUUGUAUUAUAUUAUAUUCCAUAAUGUAGUUCUGCUCCACUUGAA